This is a messenger RNA of Suillus discolor, 282 nucleotides long. RefSeq lists its product as uncharacterized. The annotation marks the transcript as partial. The transcript has a single exon. The record is from RefSeq and is a predicted model, not a curated record. NCBI's taxonomy places the organism in Eukaryota, Fungi, Basidiomycota, Agaricomycetes, Boletales, Suillaceae.
UUCGAGACAGAGCCCGAUUCUAUGGGACUAUAUCGAAUCUACCCGACACACCCCACAUCUAUUCCCCCCAACGACUCAUCUCUCAUCAGUCGCACAGAUGCACCAACACUAGAAGGAGAACAGGUGACAGAGUCAUCCAACACACAUGCAUCUACAGGAUUCGCUCCUCCUGAUGUGGAUAAUGAUCAUAUUUUUGAUCCAUUUACUAAUCCAAUGUGUGGAUUGAUGAUGACUUGGCGCUAUACUGGAACCAAUGAGAAGUCUGAUGCCAAAGUUAACUGA